Molecule: messenger RNA, 1089 nt
Organism: Oryzias melastigma (Indian medaka)
Lineage: Eukaryota; Metazoa; Chordata; Actinopteri; Beloniformes; Adrianichthyidae
Exons: 7
Coding region: 282-989 (235 amino acids)
Source: RefSeq, a predicted model, not a curated record
ACAUGCCAGUUUUGCGGAGAUGGUGGUGCCUGCUGUUGUUGGAAAACAACUCUUUAAACGGGUAGAGAAGAAACAUCUGAAGAAUUUUUUUCUUUUUCAUUUGUGCAUUAAUAUGUUUUCUUUUUACAGUGUAGGUAAACCUUUAGAAUCACUUUUGUUGAUGGUGAAGUGAUUUCAUACAUGAAUUUAUAUAGAUAAAAUGUAAAAUAAUUGUGCCAGAUCUUGGGAUAAUUGUUUCUCUUAAUUAUUCAAUCCCAUUUUUAUUCAAUCUCAUUAUAGUUAUGGACAAAACACUGGACAACAGCGUGCCAGGACCUCCUUCAUGGGAAGUUAUCAGGCUGAAGAGGAAGCGUGUUCAAAACCCUGAGACAGAACGUGUGUGCAUGGCUGACCCGCUGAAGUUCUGUAUUUUUCAAACUUCAAAAACACAGGACAAAGACUCCUCUACCCAGAUGUCGAACCUCUUCAGUGGUUGCAGUGCCAAACCUGCAGCGGAUGGCUUCACCAGGACUGCGCUGGAGACUGGAGACUACAGCAAAGUCUUCUGCUGUGGAUGCACAGAUUUGCCUGACAGCACUGGGUUUGGGAAGUCUGUGGAAGAGGAAGACAUUCUGUCGCUCUUUCCUGCUGAUAUGAUCAAGGCACUGCAUGAGGACCUGACCACAGGGAAACUGCGCUCCAACAGGAUGUACCUGUGGCAGAACCCAAUGUCCUCAUUAACCUUGAAACAAGAUUUGAAGCUGAGGACCCUAAACUUGAGUGACCAGCAGAUUUUUCAGCUACUGAGGACCAUUGAGGAGGCCACAGGAGUCGGGUCCUUAAUCCGAAAAGGGGAGAUCCAGCUCCUGGAUUAUGUUUUCGAUGUUAUGCUCCCAGAAAUCCUGAUUAACAAGGGAAAGACCAGGCUGCAGGCGGAGAUUCUGCUGGCCAAAGGAGGGAUUUUUAAAAUUAUGUUGCACUUAUUUUGUUGUUCUGUUUUUAAGAGUUAAGUGUUCAAUUUUACUUUUUAUAAAUGUUGAGAUGUUGUUGUUUGGUUCAGUUUACAUUCAUUUUUAAUUUACUUACAAAUAAAGUUUAUUUAAAACUUGU